AUGGCGGCCAUCGGUCUGCGAUGUUGCAUCCAGAAUCUUAGUAGGCAUAAGAGAAUAUGGCCUAACAUUAGCCUACUAUCAAGUUCAAACAAAAUUAACACUUGGCAGAAUUCAAGACUAUUGUGUACGGCAUCUCCUGUCAUAGAUGCUCAAGAUCAGAAAAAAGAAGUUGAAACCAGAUUAACUGAUUAUGGUCGUUAUCUACUGGAUAUUAUACCAAAGUACUUACAAGGCAUUAAUUUAGCACUUGGCGAUGAGCUGGAAUUAUUAGUAUAUCCAGAAGCGCUCAUACCGACGAUGAUAUUUUUGCGUAACCAUACGAAUGCACAAUUCGAAUCGUUGGUCGAUAUCACUGCUAUCGAUGUACCGAAGCGAGAAUAUCGUUUUGAACUCAUCUACAACUUGUUAUCAUUGCGUUAUAAUUCUCGUGUUCGUGUUAAAACGUAUACCGAUGAAUUAACACCAAUAGAGUCAAUCACACCUAUAUUUCCCGGUGCUAACUGGUUUGAAAGAGAAGUAUGGGAUAUGUAUGGUGUUUACUUCGCUAAUCACCCUGAUCUACGUCGAAUAUUAACUGACUACGGAUUCGAUGGCCAUCCACAAAGGAAAGACUUUCCGUUAUCUGGUUAUACAGAGCUCCGUUAUGAUGACGAAUUAAAACGUAUUGUUAGCGAACCCGUCGAAUUCGCUCAAGAAUUUCGUAAGUUUGAUCUAGAAACCCCUUGGGAGCAAUUUCCUGCAUAUCGAGAAGAAAAUCGUGCAUCUUUGGAAGCAGGCGAAGAGAUCAAGGAAGAAAACCAGAAAAAGUAG
This is a messenger RNA of Trichoplax adhaerens, 810 nucleotides long. RefSeq lists its product as uncharacterized. Gene Ontology annotation, molecular function: NADH dehydrogenase (ubiquinone) activity. The transcript has 6 exons. Bases 1 to 810 code for a protein of 269 amino acids. The record is from RefSeq and is a predicted model, not a curated record. Lineage: Eukaryota; Metazoa; Placozoa; Uniplacotomia; Trichoplacea; Trichoplacidae.